Molecule: messenger RNA, 2033 nt
Organism: Polistes dominula (European paper wasp)
Lineage: Eukaryota; Metazoa; Arthropoda; Insecta; Hymenoptera; Vespidae
Gene: RabGGTa
Product: Rab geranylgeranyltransferase subunit alpha
Biological process (GO): protein geranylgeranylation
Cellular component (GO): Rab-protein geranylgeranyltransferase complex; cytoplasm
Molecular function (GO): protein binding; Rab geranylgeranyltransferase activity
Source: RefSeq, a predicted model, not a curated record
UAGUCUUGAAAAAGUUCUGUUUUUUGAAUCAUAUUGAUUUUCCCGCCAUUGGCUAGUGCUCCAUGUUUUUUAUUGGUUAAUGUUGGCACUUCUUAUUUCACACGUAUAAACGACCAUUGUACUUUGUGCAGUAGUUCAUUUCAUCAUAUUAAAAUAAAUUUAUGGUGUAGAUUACUAAUACUUAAUGAUUUGUUAAAAAUAUAAUAUCAUCCUUUUAUCAACAUACAUAUAUAAAUAUAUAUGUAUAUUUAUUAACUUAUAGUUAUUGUGUUAACUCUAAAAGAAUUAUUCACAAUGCAUGGUCGUGUUAAGGUACGCACAACAGCUGAACAAGAGGAGAUACAAAAGAAAAAAAAAGCUAAGAAAUUAGCUGAAUAUAAGAGUGCUAUGACUGAGAUAUUUAAAAAGAGGGAAGAAAAUGUAUUGGAUGACGAUAUGUUAUUUUUAACGGAGAACGUUCUUUUAGAAAAUUCAGAUAUUAAUACAUUGUGGAACAUACGUCGUGAAGUAUUUCAAAGUAAUAAUCGGAACGAAGAUAAUUAUACAAAUUUACUUACAAGGGAAUUAACGUUGACUGAAGUUUGUAUAAGAAAUAAUCCUAAGUCUUAUAGCGUGUGGCAUCAAAGGUGGUGGGUAAUGGAACAUUUACAAAAACCUGAUUGGGUUAAAGAAUUAGCUUUAUGUACAAAAUGUCUUAAUAUAGAUGAAAGAAAUUUUCAUUGUUGGGAUUAUAGAAAAUACGUGGUAGAGAAAGCAGGAAUAUCUGAUUUUGAAGAAUAUAAUUACUCAACGACUAAAAUAUUAAACAAUUUUUCUAAUUACUCGUCGUGGCAUUACAGAAGUAAAAUUCUUAACAAAUUAUUUCCUAGCGAUUAUCAGGAAAUACCAAUUACACAAACAAAAUGGGAAGAAGAACUUGAUUUAGUUAAAGAUGCAACGUUUACGGAUCCUAAUGAUACGAGUGCAUGGUUUUAUCAGAGAUGGCUUUUAGAUGAUUAUAAACCUAAAUCUCAUUGUGUAUUAUGGAGAUCUCGUAUUACAACUAAUAAGAUUGACGCUGUAUUUGAUAAUGAAAUAUCUGGAUCGUCUGAAAAUAUUUCAUUGUUUAUUGAUAAUAAUAAAAUAGAUGUUCAAUGGAAAUCGUACAUGGGGAAGAGAUUUUCUAAAGUAUGGAUCGGUAUAUUAUCUACUUUGUUAAAGAAUUUAAGCGAUUUAAAAGACGUUCGCAUUAAUGUUCAAGAUAAAGAAUAUCAAUUUAAUUAUUCGCAUGAAGAAAAUGCAUGGAUAUAUAAAAAUAAUUUGUCAAUUAAGGAAUAUCAUAACAAAAAACAAUUACAAGAUCAAUUAGAAAGUUACAAACAAUUAGCAGAACUGGAACCAAGUAAUAAAUGGGUUAUAUUAAUUGGUAUAUUUCUUAUGAAAAAACUUAAUUUUCUUUCUUAUUAUGAUACUAUAAUGGACAACUUAAAAACAUUAUGCACAUUUGAUACUCUACGUUCAUACUAUUAUAAAGAUUUACGUUUCCAAUAUAUAUUGGAAAAUGCAUUUUCAGGACUAUGGAGACAAGAGAAAGAUUUACAAAUAAACAAAAAGUUUGCCUUAAGUGAAUUAUCUUUAACGAAGCUUCACAAUAAUCAAUAUUUUACAUUUUUUGAGGAAGUAUAUCUUAAUGGAAAUGAAUUAGCAAACUCGUUGCAUCAACUCUCAACUUUACAAUAUUGUAAAAUAUUAGAUUUAUCUUGUAAUAAGAUUAAGUCAUUGAAACAUUUGCCUACGUUAAGUAAUUUAGAGUUUUUAUCUUUACGGUCUAACGAAAUAUCAGAUAUCAAUGAAAUAACAGAUCUCAUAAAAAGACAGGAUAAGUUAAUGGCAUUAGAUUUAAAGGAUAAUCCUGUUUACGAUUCUUAUAAGGAUAAGGAUGAGAUCUUGAAAGUUCUUAAAGAACAUACUAAUUGGGAAGUAUACUUACUAUAGUAAAUAAAUUCAUAUUUUUAAGUGGGUUUUAAUGAUAAAUUAUAUUUCUUUAAAGUAUG